UGCAGAGAGAACUUUGCACCCUAUUCUAGUAUUGUUGACUUGUCAUGUCAUCAGUACAAGUAUAUAUACCGGUAUAUGUCUAGCUAGCUAGCGACAUAUCGUAAUCAGCCAGUUCAAUACUAGCUAGCUAGCUAGCUGGAAGGAUAGUUGGUACGAAGCCAACUAACUACCUCUGGAUCCGCCCCCGCCAUCCUCACUGCACUAGCACUAUCCACACACCUCAAAAUGUCUCAUAGCAAGUCUGAUAAAGAAGCAUCGAAAGCAACUGAACAAUCAAAAGAAAAUAUCGAAAUACCUACUCACGCAAGUCCCGAAGUUUUUAUCACCCCCACUAACUCCCCUCAUCACAGCCCGCCCCCGUCACCAGCUCCACAUUUACACACGCUCACACAAGCACAGCUUCACAGCCCACCCACUCCAGACUUUCACACGCCCACACAGCCACAGCUACACACAAUCCGUAGCCGUGCAAUAGCCAAUCAGAAUCAACGACCGAUGUUCGUAAACAUGCAGCAGCAAGAUAUUGUACAAGAUAGAAAAUAUGACACAUUUUUCUCGCGACCAACAUGUCAGUUUGGGGCCAUUGUAUUGGAAGAAGAUGAUCUUAUACCAACUAAAGUGUUUCUUGAGUGUGCUGAAGUGCUGCUGCCUUUCUUUGAUGCCCUCAGCCCCACAGCUUUUGCUUCAGUCAAAGCUGACAUUGCCGUCAACAUUAAGAAAGCCUUACAUAAGUACGAGGAGGACCCUACUCGUUACACUACACUCCAAGUGAUGAUGACUCAUGAGAUAGAGACAGGUAGAGCUGGUGCUGGCUCAGCCACUGAGUCACUGCUCUGGCUGAAACGGGGUAUGGAGUUCAUCUACUUGUUCCUAGCAGAGUUGGCUAGAGGAGAGACAGCGCUGGAUGUAGCAGCAUGGAAGGCUUACUCUAACUCGUUAAGCAGACAUCACUACUGGUUUGUCAGGAGAAUAUUUGGUUUGGCUACCAUGGCGAUACCCUACCACCUAGACUUCAUGGUUCUCCUCGGCUCUGACAGAAGUGACGAAUCGGUGCAGCAAGUCAUCCAGGACAUGGGAAUAUUUGCUCAAAACUUGAGGGAAAUUUGUGUUAUAUUGGACCAGUUCUUAGUGCGUAAAAACAUUGAAACUAAAAGUUAAUAAUUAUUAUAUAUCAUUUUUUUAAUACACAAAAUUUUAUUGUUGGGUUCAUAUCAUGUUAUUA
Halichondria panicea is the source of this 1222-nucleotide messenger RNA. Its product is annotated as pleckstrin homology domain-containing family A member 8-like. Lineage: Eukaryota; Metazoa; Porifera; Demospongiae; Suberitida; Halichondriidae. The transcript is spliced from 5 exons. The record is from RefSeq and is a predicted model, not a curated record. Gene Ontology annotation, cellular component: cytoplasm. Gene Ontology annotation, biological process: intermembrane lipid transfer. Bases 226 to 1158 code for a protein of 310 amino acids. Gene Ontology annotation, molecular function: lipid transfer activity.